UGAUAUUCAUAUCUUCCUCGAGGUCACCCUCAUAAUGGACGAGAAACUUAGUCUCAGAAGAAUUUUCUCUCCUCCAGUUUUAAACACAAAUCCUUUACCAACCAGUUAAAAAAUCCUGCGGUUCAUCGAAAAUGGAGGUGGGGAACAGACAAGAACCGAACAACAGCAACAACGCUCAUCCUGUCAACGAGGAGGGCGGAAAAUGGGAAUUAUCAAAGUACCUUGAGCAUCAAGGCGAGUGGUUAGAGAGAGCCAGAGGGAACCUAAUGGUUGUGGCCACUGUCUUAGCCACGAUCAGUUUCCAAGUCGCGAUCAAUCCGCCUGGCGGCGUCUGGCAACAGGACGACGGAUGUGGCCCCACCGGAGAUAACUGUACCAGGAUUGCUGGAACAUCCGUACUAGAGAACUCCAAGUUUGGAUCCAAAGACGCAAUCUUCCAUGACUUGCUCACCAACUGUAUUGUGUCUUUCACAUUCUCCAUGGCCACUAUCUACUUCCUCCUCUUGGGCGUUUCACUCAGGAGCAAACUUGUGGCGUUCUUGAUAUUCUCUAUGAUGGGUUCCGCGGUUGGCGUGACGGUUCAGGCAUUCAAGCUUUCCGUUAGGUUGGUUCACUCGGACAACUCCUCUAUCCGGUCUAGAAUGUUGAUUUACGACUGGUUCUGGCUUGUGAGUACGGCGUGUUAUACUGCGCAAUGUCCUGCUUUAGAAAAAGGUCGAACCGCCGCUCGAGACCUUCCGGCCAGCCACCCUCGUCCACUGCUUGAGAUUUUCUGAAAACUUGUUUAGUAAGUCUGGUUCGAGCCUUUUGGGAAGCUAUGAACAAUACUCUACGUCGUCGUCGGGUGAGGAUUUUCGUCGAGAUUUAUAUAUAUGUUUAACUAGCUAUACCGUUUUUCGACUAUUGUUAUCAUCAUUUGGCACGAUUCGAGAUCUCGACAAAACGGGUUUGUAUUCGAGCUGACCAUAGGUUAUAAAGUAUGGAGGGAUGUUAUGAAUGGUAAAAUCUAAAUUGAUAAGG
This is a messenger RNA of Tarenaya hassleriana, 1020 nucleotides long. RefSeq lists its product as uncharacterized. Lineage: Eukaryota; Viridiplantae; Streptophyta; Magnoliopsida; Brassicales; Cleomaceae. The coding region runs from base 132 to 776 and encodes 214 amino acids. The record is from RefSeq and is a predicted model, not a curated record. The transcript is spliced from 2 exons.